This is a messenger RNA of Salvia miltiorrhiza (redroot sage), 1968 nucleotides long. RefSeq lists its product as uncharacterized. Bases 324 to 1748 code for a protein of 474 amino acids. The transcript has 13 exons. Gene Ontology annotation, biological process: regulation of DNA-templated transcription. NCBI's taxonomy places the organism in Eukaryota, Viridiplantae, Streptophyta, Magnoliopsida, Lamiales, Lamiaceae. Gene Ontology annotation, cellular component: nucleus. The record is from RefSeq and is a predicted model, not a curated record.
AAACAAUCCUACGAGUGUCAGUGACAAACAGUGCCCAAAUCAGAAAACUCUUCUCUUGAAGGCGGGAAAAGGAAUCGGGAAAUAUUUUAUGCAGAAACCUCCACUCCUCCCAAGAUUUAGGGCAAAAUUUCCCAAUUUAGCGGAGUAUUGUAUACUGUCGUGCCGGCUUAUUUUAGCACCGUCAAAAUUCUCCACCCAUAGCACCGGCAAUUUCAGAUUUCAGAACAAGGAAAAUCGAAUAAAAUAAAAUAAAAAUAAAAAUAAAAUCAACAAACGCAAUCCCUAAAAUUCCUGUCGUCGGAUUUCAGAAUUAAUAGUCAGCAAUGGCGGUUGAAGCAUCUGUAGGUAGCUCAAUAGCGUCUCCGUCGGCAAAGCGAGUAAAAUCAACCGGAAAAUCGGCUGUCGGUAGCCCAGUUAGUGAAUCUGGUGACGGGGUGAACUGCCAUCAGUGUCGUCGAAAAACCAGGGAUAUCACAGCAGCGUGCAAGAAUCACAGGAAGAAUAAACCAUGUUUGGUAAAGAUAUGUAGCAAAUGCCUAUUGAACAGGUACGGUGAGAAGGUGGAGGAAGUAGCUAGUGUUGAGGAAUGGAUUUGCCCGAAAUGCAGGGGCAUUUGCAACUGCAGUGUGUGCAUGAAGAGAAGAGGUCAUCAGCCAACUGGUGUACUUAUCAAUACUGCAAAGGCAACUGGAUACUCUUCCGUCUCCGAGAUGCUGAUUUCUGAGCGUUUACAUCAUGAAAAUGUUGGUAUUGCCACGAAUGCAUCUCUGGAAAAUGAAGUUGUAUUUUCCGCCAGAAAGAGAGGGAAGGAAAAUUCUAAUGAUGGACAAUUAGGUGCUCAUUCAAAGAAAACGAAACGUUGUAAAUCGGCUAAAACCAGCCACAUUGUGCUGCCACUGGGAACAGACUUGACCAGUGUGGCUGGAAUUGAUGUACCUGCAGAAGAUGUUGGCAGUGCUUUGGAGUUCUUAGAAUUCUGUUCUGUUUUUGGAGAGAUCCUAGAAAUGAAAAAUGGGGAAGCAAAAUAUGUCCUUCAAGAUCUAUUACAUGGACGAACUGCAAAGCGAGGAAGAUUAUGUCCGGUUGUCCUGUUUCAUAUGCACCUGUUAUCAAUAAUUAAAAUGGAACAGGGAGAGAAAUUUGCAAAAUUAAAACCAAGCUCAUGGUUUGACACGCUGAAGAAAUGCUUGGCUGAAUCUCAACGUGUUCUUAAAGCAUUGGGGAUGGAUUAUUUAGAGAAGGCUGCUGAUUAUGAUGCUUUAAAUGCUUCAGAAAAGCUUAGGGCCUUAAAUCUGCUAUGCAUUCAUGUUCUUGGAACGAAAAAGCUAAGAAAUUGGAUAGAAGACCAAAACAAACAAUUUGAGCAGAAGACAAAGGAAGCUAAAUCAAAGGUUUUUGAUGCUACAGACAAGACUUCGCAGCUGAAAAUAAAAGGUGACAUUGCCAAAGCAAUUGAUGCUAGGGAUGGGGAGCGGGAAGCUCGUGCAAGGCUGCUCGAGUCAGAGGCGAUGCUUUUGAAGACUGAUGCUAUGAGAAUAGAGCCCAUCUUCAUGGAGUGCAGUGGUCAUAUGUAUUGGAAAUUGAAUUGUGCUGAUGAAUCUGAUGUACUGCAUCAAUAUGUUGGGAAAGGGGAUACUCUUACCUUAAACGAAAAAUGGUUUGCUCUCAGUGCUGAAGAAAAAGAAGUAAUUGAGAAGAAUAUUAGUACAAGGACAACUUAUACACAAGAUGGAUGCUGGCACUCGUGAAUCUUAAAGAAGGGGCCAGUAGUAACUCUCACAAACAUGCUAACCGGAUGCUGACGUUUGGCUUCUCAUAGGCUCAUAUCUACACCAGUAAUCACUUGUUUAGAACAUUCUCUCUUAUUUUUGUAUUGUAGUCCUCGGAAAAAAUCCUUUUAUUUUAUGCAGUCAACUUUACAUUCCUUGAUUACCUUUGCCACUCUAUAUAUAUUAUCAAUAUUUUAAA